AUGAGUCUUCUAAUCGCGGCAGAUCUCAAGCCCCGACUUUCGUCCGGUGCCGGCGUUGUCCUUGCCGGCGAUGAGGAAUUCGCCGGUCUUGUCAGCCGGUGGAGAGAGUACCAUGCGCCUACUGUUGCCGCGGUGGUGCAGGUGACGACUGAGAGUGACAUCCAAGAGACUGUUCGGUAUGCGAAUGAGAAGAACGUCCCAUUCUUCGGAAGAGCCGGAGGUCACGGCGCGACCGAAGCGCUGGCCAAGGUGCAUGAUGCGAUCCAGGUCGACUUGCGCAAACUGAACCACGUCGAGAUCGCCGAGGAUGGCAAGACGGCGAAGAUUGGCGGCGGUGCCAGUAUCAAGGAAGUUGUCGACGCACUCGAGAAGGCAGGGAAGCGCACAGUCACUGGUAUCUGCGAAUCUGUGGGAAUCUCGGCGCCCGUUCUCGGCGGCGGCCACGGGUGGCUGCAGGGCGAAUAUGGCCUCGCUGCCGACCAGGUCGUUUCAGCUCGGGUCAUUGUUCCAAGUGGUGAUGUCGUGACUGUGUCCGAAGACUCCCACCCAGACCUCUUCUGGGCCAUUAGGGGUGCCGGCCACAACUUUGGCCUUGUGGCCGAGUGGACGUACCGCAUUUACGACGCCAACCCUCGGGCUCCAAAAUGGUCUUAUGAGAUAUUCGUGUUCUCGGGCGAUAAGCUCGAGGCUCUAUUCGAUCUCCAUAAUAAAAUGCAGAAGACGCAGCCGGCGCAUGCGAUCCAUUGGAGCUAUAUCAUCAGAGUCGCUGAAAUCAACCCCGACCAUCCCAUUAUCUGGUAUGGCAUCAUUUACGACGGCCCUGAGGCUGAAGCAAGAGAAUACGCCAAGCCCCUGCACGCAAUCGAAGCCAUGUCGAUCCAGGCGGGCGUGGCAACGACCCAUGAGCUGGCCGCCCUCACCUUCAUGGACGCAGACGGACCUGCGUGCGCCUACGGUCUGACCUCUCUCCGGUAUCCGAUCGGACUCAAGACAUUCGACGUGCCAGCGGUCCGCAAGGUGUACGACUUCAUCGACAAGAGCUUCCGGGAGAUACCCGAGAUUGCGGGCUCCUUCUUCCUGCUCGAGGGCUACCCGACGCAGGCUGUCCAGGCCGUCGACGAGCGGAGCACGGCGUUCCCCCACCGCAGCGACGAUAUCCUGGUCACGUCGUACGUCCAGUACAAGCCGGAUCCGAGGAUCGACCCGCUCGCCGACAGGUACGGGAGGACCCUGCGCCAGAUCCUGCUCGAGGCCAGCGACGACCCGGGCCGCCUACGUGCCUACGUCAACUAUGCCCACGGAGAUGAGGACCUACGCGAGGUGUACGGCUGGGAGGAGUGGAGGCUGAAGAAACUAAGGGAGCUCAAGGCCGAGUGGGAUCCGGAGAAUAAGAUGGGGUACUAUGUGCCAAUCGUAUGA
Messenger RNA from Clonostachys byssicola, 1419 nucleotides. The record is from the annotation of a GenBank genome assembly. NCBI's taxonomy places the organism in Eukaryota, Fungi, Ascomycota, Sordariomycetes, Hypocreales, Bionectriaceae.